UCAAGUGCAGUGAGUGUAACAUAUACGUGCACUUCUCUGAUAGGUAUAUUGAACAGUAGACAUUUCAUACGUUAUUGUUGAAAUUGUAUUUUCGAGUGUUUUGUGUUUUCCGGAGAAAAACAAAAGUGCGAAAAUGAGUAAUUCAACUAUUUCGGAUCAAUCGCUAAUGGACAAGUCAAUGAGGAGUGUUUUCGUCGGGAAUAUCCCGUACGAGGCUACAGAAGAGAAUCUAAAGGAUAUUUUCAGUGAAGUUGGACCAGUGCUUUCUUUCAAAUUAGUUUUUGACCGCGAGACAGGCAAACCUAAAGGAUAUGGCUUCUGUGAAUACAAAGAUCAGGAAACAGCCUUAAGUGCUAUGAGAAAUUUAAAUGGAUAUGAGAUUGGUGGAAGAACAUUGCGUGUGGAUAAUGCUUGUACAGAGAAAAGUCGUAUGGAGAUGCAGAGUCUUCUGCAAGGACAGAAUACUGAAAAUCCAUAUGGGGAAGCUGUUCAAUCAGACAAGGCACCAGAAGCUAUAAGUAAAGCUGUAGCGUCUCUACCACCGGAGCAAAUGUUUGAAUUGAUGAAGCAAAUGAAACUUUGUGUACAAAAUAACCCGAAUGAGGCACGUCAAAUGCUUCUACAAAAUCCUCAAUUGGCAUAUGCUCUGCUUCAAGCACAGGUGGUCAUGAGGAUAGUGGAUCCGCAUACAGCAGUCAGUAUGUUGCACAAGGCUAAUCCUAUCCCAGGUGUAUUAACACCAUCAGAAAAACCAAUCCAACAAGUCCAGCCACGAAUUGAGGAACCGUGGGCUCCGCCACGACCUCCACCAGCUGUUAAUGCUCCAGCGCCCAUUUUCGCAGGUCAAGACGUGGAUCUUCGAUUGGAUAGACCAAUAGAUCCACGUUUAGCUAGAAUGGAUCAAGAUUUAAGAGGACCACCUCAAACGCAGCCCGCUCCAGUUAGUGCACCACCAGUGAUACCGGCUGCUGCUGAUCCGAGAGGGCCCAAUACAUUUAAUAUUACAGACAACACUCUUCCUGUGGAGGGAGUCGAGAGCUUUUGCCGUGAUCCAAGGGCUGAUAGAUUCGGCAGAGAUCCGAGAGAUCCGAGAGAUCCAAGAAUGCCUAUUGAUCCUAGGAUUACCAAAGCUAAUCCGACUCCUGUAGCUCCACCGGUUGUUCCGAGACCAGUUGCUGCACCAACCGUGCCAAUACCAAGUCCUGUAACAGGCAACACGACUGGUUCUACCGCUGUGCUUUCACAGUCGGCAAGUUCUGCGACAUCGAGACUUAUGGCUGGAAUGUCUCCAGCAGGAAAUAUUCCCAGUGGCGCAUCUGACCAGGAAAAGGCAGCCUUAAUAAUGCAAGUGUUACAAUUAUCAGAUGAGCAAAUUUCUAUGCUUCCACCUGAACAGAGACAAAGUAUUCUGGUGCUAAAGGAACAAAUUGCAAAGAGUACUCAGCGUUAACAUGGUCUUAUGUAAG
This is a messenger RNA of Camponotus floridanus (Florida carpenter ant), 1466 nucleotides long. RefSeq names its product cleavage stimulation factor subunit 2 (gene CstF64). Lineage: Eukaryota; Metazoa; Arthropoda; Insecta; Hymenoptera; Formicidae. The record is from RefSeq and is a predicted model, not a curated record. Bases 134 to 1450 code for a protein of 438 amino acids. Gene Ontology annotation, molecular function: mRNA binding. The transcript is spliced from 8 exons. Gene Ontology annotation, biological process: mRNA 3'-end processing. Gene Ontology annotation, cellular component: mRNA cleavage and polyadenylation specificity factor complex.